Molecule: messenger RNA, 873 nt
Organism: Uncinocarpus reesii 1704
Lineage: Eukaryota; Fungi; Ascomycota; Eurotiomycetes; Onygenales; Onygenaceae
Exons: 2
Coding region: 1-873 (290 amino acids)
Source: RefSeq, a predicted model, not a curated record
AUGGACCCCUUAAAUCAAUUGAAAGAUAUCCUCCACGGCCAUGGGCUGGAUAACCAGGUGGCAAUAGAGGACCUGUGGAGGCUUUUCGAAAGCAUCCCGCAAGCUAGAACGCAGUCGCAACCUAACACGGUGCCUCAACAGGAGAGUGGCAGCCAUCGAUCUGCGGCUCCACGACGUCAACGGUUCAUUGCUGGACAUACACUUCGAUUCACCCCAGAGUAUGCACGGAUACGUGUUAACCCAUCAAAAGGAUGGGACUUUAGUGGACCUUCGGGGCCGGCUCCUCCUCCCAGGCCGGCUGAACACCAUGCUGCGCCCCUCAAAGUUGGCAUCUCUAUCGAUGGCCUGGCUCCCCUUAGCGUUGUGCCGUCAGGAACAGGAACAGUGAUUCAGUUUAACAACGCAAACGAGCCGGUAUACCUUCACUUAACCGUUGAAGCGCCGGGAUACCAACUUCGCGAUAGUCUUGGCCGGAUAGUGUUCAACCAAUAUGUUCGAUUUGAUCCUCAGUAUAAUAGCGAAAAUGCGCUGCUUCAGGCAGCCCAACUUCAGCGAGCCGAAGAACUCGAGGUCAACACUCAGCUGUGGAAUGAAUUCACAGUACAGAUGCGAAAUUGGCGAAUUGCACAUCGGAAUCUCGCUAUUUUCCCUCCUGAUAUCACAAGAGCUAAAUUACAGGCCGCCUUUGAGCAUUUGCUCCGGGAAAAUGAGCGGGAUCGAGCGGGUUGGAUUGAGCCAGACUGUAUCGGUCGCCCGUUUCCCACGUCCAUGGACCCCUUGCCCACUGUCCCUCAGUCUCAAAGCCAACGCCCACGCAGCGCGCACAGCACAACUGAACGGGCACCGGUCCCCGAAGCUCGCAAUCCGAGAUAA